CUUCCUGCUUCCGGUGUGUCACAUUGAUCUCCGUCCGACCAGCAGCAGCAACAACGCGUGAGGAAGCCGCUGCAGAGACGCGAUGCUCUCCGCUUUAAGAGAGAGAACCGGGGACGUUCUGCUACCGGGAGACGAGUUCUGCUUCCAGCCCGACGACACCCUCUCUCUAACGGGCCCCGCUCACCCGGAGAAGCUGGUGUGUGGACCGGGUCUGAGGCGGAGCGGAGACCGGCUGCUGGUGUGUAAGAGCGGCGUCCUGCGACACAGACAGCCCAACACGUUCUGGAUGGAGUCCCAGCAGAGGAGGUAUGUCCCCGCUAAAGGUGAGACCGUCAUCGGCAUCGUGACGGCCAAAUCGGGAGACGUCUUCAAGGUGGACUUUGGAGGAAGUGAGCAGGCGUCUCUGUCCUACCUGGCCUUUGAGGGAGCGACCAAGAGGAACCGCCCCAACGUCCAGGUGGGCGACCUGGUGUUCUCCCAGUUCCUCAUAGCCAAUAAGGACAUGGAGCCGGAGCUGGUGUGUAUGGACAGUUCAGGACGAGCCAAUGGGAUGGGAGUGUUUGGAGGAGGAGGUCUGCUCUUCACGGUCUCUCUGGGACUCGUCAGAAGACUGCUGUCCCCCCACAGUGAGGUCCAGUCAGACCUGCAGCAGCUGUUCCCCUGUGAGCUGGUGGUCGGGAUGAACGGCCGUCUGUGGGUGAAGUCCUCCAGCGUUCAGCAGACGCUCGUCAUCUCCAACCUGCUGCAGAGCUGUGACACCAUGACGGCCCAGCAGAGACGCCAGCUGUUCAGGGGUGGCACAGGGGGCGCUGUAGACCACAUCAGACCUCAUCCCACACCUGAAGAUAAACCUGGACCAGCAGCUGUUCAGGAGGGUGGCACAGGGGGCGCUGUAGACCACAUCAGACCUCAUCCCACACCUGAAGAUAAACCUGGACCAGCAGCUGUUCAGGAGGGUGGCACAGGGGGCGCUGUAGACCACAUCAGACCUCAGGUACACCUCCACCUGGUUCCAGAGGACGGGUCCCGUCUGUGUUCAGGAUGCUGAACUCAGCUGAGUUCCGUUGACGUUUGUCCUCUUUAUGAAGUGAAGUCUCAGGGAGACGGAGGUGAAGAAGAUUUCCUUUGAACACAUUCAGUCUUUGUUCUCGUUUUUAGAGACGAGGAUAUGUUGACGUGUUUUAUCAGCUAAAUGUUCUUUAACGUUCAUAUUUCUUCCAAAAGUUAAGACUUGAAAAUGUAAAACUAUAAACAUGAAAACCAAUUAAUUGUUUCUGAAUUCUUU
Molecule: messenger RNA, 1285 nt
Organism: Anoplopoma fimbria (sablefish)
Lineage: Eukaryota; Metazoa; Chordata; Actinopteri; Perciformes; Anoplopomatidae
Product: exosome complex component RRP40-like
Exons: 4
Coding region: 83-1048 (321 amino acids)
Biological process (GO): CUT catabolic process; poly(A)-dependent snoRNA 3'-end processing; U4 snRNA 3'-end processing
Cellular component (GO): cytoplasmic exosome (RNase complex); nuclear exosome (RNase complex)
Molecular function (GO): RNA binding
Source: RefSeq, a predicted model, not a curated record